Molecule: messenger RNA, 2004 nt
Organism: Fusarium venenatum
Lineage: Eukaryota; Fungi; Ascomycota; Sordariomycetes; Hypocreales; Nectriaceae
Source: RefSeq, a predicted model, not a curated record
AUGUCACAAACUCCGCCCCAAACCCAACGCCGACUCCGUGGCCCUCAAAAAUCCAAGGCUUGUGAUUCUUGCAAAAGCAGAAAGAUCCGAUGUUCCGGUACGGAAAGACGCCUGUCACUUUGGACAUCGCAAGAUCCCACUGAGGAAGAAUGGUAUACUUUUGCAUGUCCCCGACUUCAAUGCUCAUCUGACAUUCUACAAGUUGAUAAAUCUUUAAUCUUGGGCAAUGCGACAACUUUCGGUUCUGUUGAGCCCCCUAAGCCAGGCUUCUCACCGGAAAGUUCUACUACUGGUCAAUGUUGCGAGAACAAGGGAAUCUUGCAAUUUACAGAAGGCGAUAUUUUUAUCGAUCGUAUCCUUUUCGGAAUGCCUUCAAAUGAUGGGCCAGGUAUGGAGCAACGCUUUUCUCUCAAGGGUAUCGGCUUACUGAGCGGUACCUCGAGAGUCACAUUUUUCUCCGACAGCAGACUGGAAACUCUUUCUGCAAAACUGCAAAACAACAAGAUUGAUGAUUUAAUGCGCAGAAUCUCAUCAAUUAUCAAAAACAAAGUAAAACCGACGAGUAGCAUAUCCGCUGUUUACAUCCAGGAACAAGGUCUCCCACUAGUCGACAGUGCAACAGCAGCAAAGUAUAUAAUGAUAUACUAUGACCGAGUUCAUCCUCUAUUUCCGUAUCUGGACCGUGAAUCCUUUGAUACAACUAUCGCCACAGGCAAUCUCACCAGCAUCUUGAGUAACGACUCGGCCUUCUCUGCGCUUUAUCACUCAGUCCUGGCCUUGGGCUGCUUGCACGAUGGUGGUGGUAGUUUCGAACCUGGGAAAGGAAAAGCCUGGGAACUAUUCUCGGUGGCAUUACCUCUCCUUCCAGAUAUACAGAAAUGUGGAAAGUCAUUGGUGGCUCUUCAAGCCAUGACUGCUGCUGCUGUCUACGCACUAGGAAUUCCAUGUCUGUCUAUUGAGGAGAAGAUAAUUACAGACGCAGCUCGUAUGGCCCAGGAUCUGGCACCUGUACUUUCAAAGGGUCCUUUUGCCAAAUCUUUUUAUCGCGUAUUCUGGGUCCUUUAUGCGAUAGAGAAGAUGUCUAGCUUCCACUUUGGACGAAACUCGGUUUUCAUCGACGCCAAUAUAGUGACACCCUUACCCCAUGUGCCAGAAUCCAACUUCGGAACCUUCAAUUGGGCUCUGGCAAUUGCCCGACAUUGCCGCUUGUUGUCGCGGGCAUUGACGACAUUAUUUUCCCCAGGUAUUUGCGGAAAGGGACCACGCUACUUUCUCAGCAAUAUAAGUCAACUUGAACAGGAUCUGGAGCAAUGGCGAAUGUCUAUUUAUGAAGACCUUCGACCGGCACCUUCUUAUCAGCCCCAUAUGUAUCGUCGACCAGUCAAAGGCUCGAUAGCUAUUUGGGUCAAUUAUCUCUACUACAGCUUCAAGCUCAUUCUUUUACGGAGUAGACUACAAAUCAACGGGGACUCCGAAAAUGACUUGUCAAAGCCUUCGUACAGAGAACAACUGAUAGUGAUUUCUCGAUGCAUUCUUGAGAUCACUACAUACAUUGACGUAGAGCCAUCCACACCUCUUUGGAUCUUGGCAGGCAUUCCGAUCUGUGCUCUUUUCGUUCUGUUUGACCACGUCAUAAGCGAUCCCAAAUCUCCCGAUACAAGAAGCAAUCUCGCACUUCUCGACAUUGCAGGAGGACAUUUCAGCCGGAUUGAGUUUGCGAGUGGAGGUUCACUUCCUGGAUCACUUAUCAGCGAAUUCACAUAUAUCGCACGGGAAUACAUUAACCAGUUGACAUCUCGAGCUGAAACCACCAGUAUUCCUACACUCGCAACUCAAAAUACUGGACAGACAACACAACCUCUCACUCCUCCUACACCUCAAGCAAUGAUGCAGGGUACAGCUCCUCUGAUUUCACCUUUCUAUGCACCAGUUGAGACAUUAUGGGAUCACGGGAAUGAUUCGUUCUUUGGAAUUGAUGUAAUGGAUAUCUUUAGUAAUUUGUAG